UCCUGAACUUAUAAAGAUGUCAGUAUCUGGAAAGAAGGAAUUUGACGUGAAACAGAUCUUGAGGCUCCGCUGGAGAUGGUUCAGCCACCCCUCACAGAAUUCCACAGGCACCGGAGGUUGCCUCCAGCAGGAAGGAUAUGAGCAUAGAGGAACGCCGGUUCAAAACAGGCUGAAGAGCCACUCGCGGGACAGAAACGGGCUGAAGAAAAACAACAGCCCAAUCCAUCACAACAUCUUGGCGCCGGUGCCUGGCCCGACCCCGGUGCCACACCGGCCGAUCCAAACCUGGCAUGAACAAAACCUCAUCGAACAUCUGCAAGGGACGGCGGAGGAGACGCCGAAAGCUGGCUCAGAGGAGAACUGUGACAACGAAGAACCUGACAAAAACACGCCGGAUCUUCAAAUGAUCACAGAAGAGAACACUGAUGAGCCCGUCGAGAGGCUAUCAAUAAGCAACUGUUCCUCUCCUAUGGGAGUGAAUAACAAUGGAUCUGACGAAUACUUCCAUUCCACGAAUCAUGCAGAACAGACAUUUCGCAAGAUGGAGAAUUAUCUCCAGCAGAAGCAACUCUGUGACGUUCUUCUCAUUGCUGGAGACCACAAGAUACCUGCUCAUAGGCUGGUUCUGAGCGCUGUGUCUGACUAUUUUGCUGCGAUGUUUACCAAUGAUGUCCGUGAAGCGAAACAAGAGGAAAUAAAAAUGGAAGGUGUGGAUCCCGAUGCGCUGAAAGACCUGGUGCGCUACGCCUAUACAGGUGUCUUGGAACUAAAAGAAGAUACUAUCGAGAGCUUGCUAGCUGCAGCUUGUCUUCUCCAGCUUUCGCAAGUCAUCGAGGUCUGUUGCAACUUCCUCAUGAAGCAGCUUCAUCCUUCAAACUGCUUAGGCAUCCGGUCCUUCGGAGAUGCUCAGGGGUGCACAGAACUUUUGCAAGUGGCGCAUGUGUACACUAUGGAGCACUUCACCGAAGUCAUAAAAAAUCAGGAAUUUCUCUUGCUGCCUGCCGGUGAAAUUGCAAAACUCCUGUCCAGCGAUGAUAUCAAUGUUCCGGAUGAAGAAUCGAUCUUCAAGGCAUUAAUGAUGUGGGUUCGACAUGACUUGCAGAACAGGCAGCAGGAGCUGGGAAUGCUUCUCUCUUACAUAAGAUUGCCCCUGCUCUCCCCACAGCUAUUAGCAGAUCUGGAAAACAGCCCCAUAUUUACUGAUGACCUGGAGUGCCAGAAACUUCUCAUGGAAGCCAUGAAAUACCACCUGCUCCCAGAAAGGAGGUCAAUGAUGCAGAGUCCUCGUACCAAGCCCAGGAAGUCCACCGUUGGCUCGCUUUAUGCUGUGGGGGGCAUGGAUGCCACCAAAGGCACCACCACAAUCGAGAAGUAUGACUUGAGAACAAAUAGCUGGAUACAAAUUGGAACGAUGAAUGGGAGGCGGCUACAGUUUGGCGUUGCUGUGAUUGACAACAAGCUUUACAUCGUGGGAGGAAGAGAUGGUCUGAAAACAUCCAACACCGUCGAAUGUUUCAAUCCAGUAACCAAAGCCUGGACUGUGAUGCCUCCGAUGUCAACCCACAGGCAUGGCUUAGGUGUAGCGAUGCUUGAAGGACCCAUGUACGCUGUGGGAGGCCAUGAUGGCUGGAGCUACUUAAACACAGUCGAACGAUGGGACCCGCAGGCCCGGCAGUGGAAUUACGUAGCAAGCAUGGCGACUCCGAGGAGCACUGUGGGCGUUGCAGCACUGAAUAGCAAGUUGUACGCCGUCGGAGGGCGAGAUGGCAGCUCCUGCUUGAAAUCCAUGGAAUGUUUUGACCCCCACACCAACAAGUGGAGCAUGUGUGCUUCAAUGUCAAAGCGGCGAGGAGGAGUCGGUGUUGCAACCUAUAAUGGGUUUCUAUACGCGGUAGGAGGCCACGAUGCUCCGGCUUCUAACCACUGUUCUCGACUUUCUGAUUGCGUCGAAAGGUAUGACCCCAAAACAGACACUUGGACUACUGUAGCACCUUUGAGUGUACCUCGGGAUGCUGUGGGAAUCUGCCCUCUUGGAGACAGGUUAUAUGCAGUUGGUGGCUAUGAUGGACACACCUACCUGGACACAGUGGAAUCUUACGACACACAAAACAACGAAUGGACAGAGGAAGUUCCGGUCAACAUAGGAAGAGCUGGAGCCUGUGUUGUUGUUGUAAAGCUGCCAUGACGGAUGUUUUCGGGUGUGUAAUAAUACAUGAGCACAGCUCCACAAAGCAGCAUGGCAGAAGAGGAGGAACUGCAUCCCUGAAAGCUACUCACAUGGCUUUCGUUACAGAAGGAGAAACGAAAAGGAUGAGCCACUGUGGAACUGAAGCAUGAAAACAGCAUUUCUCUGCAUUCCAAAGACAAACUCAAAAGAUCUUCACUCAUCGUGGUGAUGUUAACCUCUGUUCAUAGGCAAGAGCUGGGUGCACAUAGUUUCUUCAGAUAGGACAGCACAAUUCUAAACUGGGGCAGGGGAUCACCUCAUUUUUGUGUCAAGAACAGUCAAUCGUGCAGCUCCAAAGGAAUCAUGGUUUUUUUGUUGUUGCAUAUAAUUGCUUUCUUGCAUAAACAGUACACCUACUUCUUGGUUUGGGGAAGUAGGAUAAGGAGUCAUGAUGUUCCUGAGCCUUCACCCUCUCACCACUGUCAAGUC
Elgaria multicarinata webbii is the source of this 2656-nucleotide messenger RNA. RefSeq names its product kelch like family member 4 (gene KLHL4). The record is from RefSeq and is a predicted model, not a curated record. Gene Ontology annotation, molecular function: protein binding. NCBI's taxonomy places the organism in Eukaryota, Metazoa, Chordata, Lepidosauria, Squamata, Anguidae. Bases 17 to 2185 code for a protein of 722 amino acids. The transcript has 11 exons.